CGGCAUGCAGUAGCUGAGCUAUAACCGUGCCGGCCCGACCUGCGCGAGUAGUCGCACCGCAACCCGCACCGCCACCACAACCAUGAUUGUCGUCGCGCUCGUGGCCAUCGCGCUUGUUGCGCUUUACUUUUACAACGUCAGAAACUUCAACUACUGGAAGGAAAGAGGAGUAAAACAUGAAAAACCAAUACUAUUAUUCGGCACCAACGCCAAAAAUUACCUGCAGAAGCAAAGUGUCACAGAAAAUUUAAUGGAAUUGUAUUGGAAGUAUCCCGACGAGAAAGUGGUCGGAUUUUACAGAUCCACAGACCCAUGUUUGCUAGUGAAGGACCCGGAGAUUAUUAAGCGGGUCCUGCAGACAGACUUCAGCAUGUUCUACCCUCGGGGCUUGAACCGUGUGAAAGGGCACGAGAUCGAGCCGAUGCUGCGCAACCUGUUCUUCGCGGACGGCGACACGUGGCGCCUGCUGCGGCAGCGCAUGACGCCGGCGUUCACGAGCGGCAAGCUGCGCGCCAUGUUCCCGCUCAUCGUGGAGCGCGCCGAGAGCCUGCAGGCGCGCGCGCUGGCCGCCGCCGCCGCCGGCCGCACGCUCGACGCGCGCGACCUCAUGGCGCGCUACACCACCGACUUCAUCGGCGCCUGCGGCUUCGGCCUCGAGGCCGACUCGCUCAACGAGGACGACUCCGCCUUCAGGAAACUCGGAGCGAAGAUAUUCCGAUUUAGCGUAAAGGACGCUAUUAUUAUUAUGCUUAAGGAUUUCUUUCCGCACCUACUUAAACGUGUUCACACUCUUAAAAGGGUUGAGGGUGAAAUGACUGAUCUAGUUAGAGUUAUAUUAAAACAAAGAAAUUACCAGCCAUCUGGCAGAAAUGACUUCAUUGACUUAUUGCUAGAAUGCAAAAAGAAAGGUACGUUGGUUGGGGAGUCUAUAGAAAAAAGGAAAGCGGACGGAACACCUGAAACCGCGACUUUAGAACUGGACGACGUUCUCAUGACUGCUCAAGUGUUUGUGUUUUUCGCCGCGGGCUUCGAGACGUCGUCGUCCGCGACCAGCUUCACGCUGCACCAGCUGGCGUACCACCCAGAGGUGCAGAAGAAGGUGCAGGAGGAUAUAGACAGGGUGUUGGCCAAACAUGACAAUAAACUGAGCUACGAGGCUGUCAAAGAGAUGACGUAUUUGGAUUGGGCCUUCAAAGAGGGUAUGAGGAUGUUCCCCUCGCUCGGAUUCUUGGUUAGGAAAUGUGUGGGGAAAUACACAAUUCCCGAGAUAGGACUGACGAUAGACGAAAAAGCUAGGAUUUGGAUUCCUGUUCAAAGCUUGCAUAUGGACCCGAAGUACUUCGACAACCCUGAGGAGUUCAGGCCAGAGCGCUUCCACCCCGACUCAUACGACAGUGCAAACUUGAAGUAUGUGUAUCUUCCGUUUGGAGAAGGGCCCCGUGCUUGUAUAGGCGAGCGGCUCGGGCACAUGCAGUCGCUGGCGGGGCUGGCGGCGAUACUGUCGAGGUUCACGGUGGAGCCGGCGCCGGAGACGGUCCGCAAGCCGGCGGUGUCUCCCAACGCAGGCAUCGUCCAGAGCAUCCAAGGAGGCAUCCCGCUGCUGUUCAAAGAACGGAAAAUUAAUAAAUUAUAGUUUUAAUCUCAUCCAUGUUAUAGUUAAGUUUGUGGUCUCUUUUAAACGCUGUAGACCGUUUCACAAUGCUUCUAUGGAAAUAUCACAAAUUGUGACGCGGCCUACGGCAUUUAUAGGAAAAUGAAAAUUAUUUAUUUAUUCGUCAGGAGACCAAAAGCGUAUAGACUUUUUUAAAAAUCUAAUGCCGUAAGGUGGGAAUCGGACCUACUAUCAAUCGCUUGCCGGGAGAUUACUCUGACUUUUGAAUUACUUGUGAGUUCGAUUCCCACCUUGAGCAAUUCGAUUUUUUCAAAUUAUUAAAAUCUAGUUUGUAAUGAAACUCUCAUAGUUAACAAAAUAUUAUUAUUAACUAACGCUAAUGGAUUUUAGCAAAAUUAGACAAACAGAGACAGAAAUAUCACAGUGAUUAGACAUCACUGAGGCUGAGUUGCACCACCUAACUUUAACGGUAACUAUGACGAUAACCGGUGCUUUUUCUAUGGAGUUUGACAGAUUUUUGACGUUUGUCAAAGUUAAAGUAAGAUGGUGCAACUCACCCUGAGACAGUUGAGUCUUUGUUUCGCAAUCAUUUGUUUACGAGAUUGUAAAAGUCUAUUGCCACGGAUUAUUAUAUCUUUUGCAUUUAUCUAAUGUAAUGGAUAACGACUGAACAAAUAGGUACCUUUACAAUUACAUUAAGAAAUGUUUUUGUUAAAUAAAAAUUUAUAAUGUG
Messenger RNA from Ostrinia furnacalis (Asian corn borer), 2345 nucleotides. RefSeq names its product cytochrome P450 6B6-like. Gene Ontology annotation, molecular function: heme binding; monooxygenase activity; oxidoreductase activity, acting on paired donors, with incorporation or reduction of molecular oxygen. NCBI's taxonomy places the organism in Eukaryota, Metazoa, Arthropoda, Insecta, Lepidoptera, Crambidae. The transcript has 2 exons. The coding region runs from base 83 to 1633 and encodes 516 amino acids. The record is from RefSeq and is a predicted model, not a curated record.